AUGGCUUCCGACGGCGUCAUCACGCACCGCAGCGUCGAGGUCAACGGCGUGCGCCUGCACGUCGCGGAGGCCGGCCCGGCGGGCGCGCCCGUGGUGCUGCUGCUGCACGGCUUCCCGGAGCUGUGGUACACCUGGCGGCACCAGAUGCCCGCGCUGGCCGCGGCCGGUUACCGCGCAGUCGCCCCCGACAUGCCUGGCUACGGCGACUCCGAGGCGCCCUCCGCCGGCCCGGACCAGUACACCGCGCUGCAUAUCGUCGGCGACCUUGUUGCGCUCAUCGACUCCCUCGGCCAGGAGCAGGUCUUCGUGGUGGCGCAUGACUGGGGCGCCAUAACAGCCUGGAGCCUGUGCCAGUUUCGGCCUGACCGGGUGAAGGCUCUGGUCGCCUUGAGCGUCCCCUUCACCCCUCGGAGCCCCGCGGUGAAGCCCGUCGACGCCGUCAGGGCUCUCUACGGCGACGACUUCUACAUCUGCAGCUUCCAGUGUCCUGGGGCAAUUGAAGCAGAAUUCAAACGCCUCGGUACAGAGUUGGUGCUAAGAAAGUUUUUCGCUGAUCGAAGUGCUAGCCCACUGUUCAUCCCGAAGAGCGGGUGGGGCUCACCAGAUGAUGAGGUGCCCUUGCCGAGCUGGAUCACAGAUGAGGACGUCAAGUACUACACGACCCAGUUUGACAAGUCUGGUUUCACCGGAGGAUUCAACUACUACCGUGCCCUGAAUAAGACAUGGGAGUUAACUUCGCCAUGGACGGGAGCUGAGAUAAUGGUACCAACGAAGUUCAUAGUUGGCGACUUAGAUCUAACAUACAAUAUUGCGGGCGCAAAAGAUUUCAUUAACAAAGGUGGCUUCAAGAAGUUUGUUCCAUUACUUGAUGGCGUGGUGAUAAUGAAAGAUGUCGGGCAUUUCAUAAAUGAAGAAAAGCCAGAGGAAAUUAGUGCGCUCAUAAUCAGCUUCAUAAAGAAAUUCAACUAA
Messenger RNA from Triticum turgidum subsp. durum (durum wheat), 969 nucleotides. The record is from the annotation of a GenBank genome assembly. NCBI's taxonomy places the organism in Eukaryota, Viridiplantae, Streptophyta, Magnoliopsida, Poales, Poaceae.